Molecule: messenger RNA, 2595 nt
Organism: Papaver somniferum (opium poppy)
Lineage: Eukaryota; Viridiplantae; Streptophyta; Magnoliopsida; Ranunculales; Papaveraceae
Exons: 4
Coding region: 1-2595 (864 amino acids)
Source: RefSeq, a predicted model, not a curated record
AUGAUUGAGGAACCUGAUUUUAUUGAUUUGAUUAUAAGGGUUUGGAAUGUUAAGGUGAGGGGUAAUCCUAUGUAUGUGUUCAUGACUAAACUCAGAAAAGCUAAAGCUGUUAUUAUAGAUUGGAAGAGAAUUAAAUUUAAGAACCUCUCUGAGCAGGUUAUGGAGGCAAAGAAAGAGAUGACUCUAGUUCAGCAGCAGGUUCAAGCCCAUCCUCUUUGUCCUGUGUUGGCUAGAAAGGAAAAAGAAGCAGUCCAACAGUAUGCUAAGAUUGUUAUAUAUGAGGAGUCUAUGAAUAAGCAAAAGUCUAGAGUUCAGUGGCUUGAUUUGGGUGAUUCCAAUACUCAUUUUUUUCAUAAUUCCCUCAAGGAAAGGAGAUCAAGGAAUAAUAUUCUUACUCUUACUUCUAGGGAUGGUGUGGUCUUGGUGGAUGACAAGGAGAUAGCUUCAGAGUUUAUUGAUGAUACUUCUAAAGAGACUCUUAUUAGGCCUAUUACCAGAGAUGAAAUAGUUCAAGCUCUUGCUUCCAUAGGAUCAGGGAAAGCUCCUGGUCCAGAUGGUUUUUCCAGUCAUUUUUUCAAAUUCUGCUGGGCAAUAAUUGGAGAUGAGUUUGUGGCUGUUGUCAAAAAUGUUUUUAAGAGCUCAAAAUUCCUUAAAGAGGUAAACAACACUUUUGUUACUCUUGUUGCUAAAAAUGAGAAUCCUAGUGGUAUUGUGGACUACAGACCUAUAGCUUGUUGUGGAGCAGUUUACAAAUGCAUUGCCAAGAUUAUCUCUCUCAGAAUGAAGUUGUUAUUGAAGCAUUUAAUCCAUCCCUGCCAAUCUGCUUUUAUGGCAGGUAGAUCUAUUCAAGACAACAUUCUAGUAGCACAUGAGAUUGUUAGAAACUAUCAUAGGACUACUGGUACUCCUAUAUGUACCAUGAAGAUUGAUCUCAGGAAAGCAUAUGACACUGUUAGCUUGAAGGCAGUUCUUAUUACUUUAAAGAAGAUGGGAUUCCCUGCUAUAUUUAUUGGCUGGAUUGAAAUUUGUAUUACUUCACCUAAGUUUUUUAUUCUUAUUAAUGGGUCUCCAUAUGGCUACUUUGGAGCUAGAAGAGGACUGAGACAAGGGUGUCCCCUCUUUCCCUAUCUUUUUGUCAUGGUGAUGGAGCUUCUUAGCAUUAUUCUUCAAAAACAGGUUGAUAAUGUUAGAGAUGAUGAGAUACAGAGUAUACUUCAUAUUAUUCAAUGUCUUGAGGAUAAAUUGCCAGUAAGGUAUUUGGGCCUUCCCCUUCUCUCUACUAGAUUGUCUUACUAUGACUGUCAGAUCUUGAUUGCCAAAAUAAAAGCUAGAGUACGAUCCUGGAAGUCUAAACACUUAGAUUUUUCUGGUAGAUUAACAUUGAUUAAGCAUGUUUUAUAUGGUAUGGUCUUCUUUUGGUUAUCCUGCUUCAUCCUCCCUAAGAGAGCUAUAAAGGAAAUCACUAGUAUAUUUGAAAGGUUUUUAUGGGAUGGCUGUGAAUUAGGAAAGAAGCAUUGUCCUAUUAGAUGGUCCACUGUUUGUUUGCCUUAUAAUAUAUUAGGAGUUAGAGACAUUGAAGUUAAUAACUUAUCUGCUAAUCUAAAACAUUUAUGGGACCUUGUUUCUGGAAAAGACUCCAUUUGGACUGAUUGGGUCAAGAAAAACCUUAUCAAAACAAGAAAUAUUUGGGAAAUUCCUAUUCCUUCUGAUUCUUCUUGGUGUUGGAGAAGAGUUCUAGAUCAGAGACAAAUUGCUAGAGACAUGGUCAUUACAAUUUUGGGUGAUGGAGAAAAUACUAGUUUUUUGCAUGAUAAUUGGCAUUAUAAGGGUAGAUUGUCUUCUUGGAUUGAUCCUUAUAUAAUUUUUGAGUAUUUUCCAAAUGAUGCUUGCAUUGUCUCAGAUUUUGUUAAAAAUGAUGAAUGGUCUUUACCUCCUUCAUCUGAUCCUAGCAUUGCAGCUAUCUUUUUAAAAGUGGCUUCAACUGAUUUCCUUACUUCUGAGAAGGACAAGGUUAUGUGGUCUGUUAGUAGUUCUGGGGGUUUUUCAGUUAAAGAUACUUAUAAUUCCUUAUUUCCUCAUGGUGAGAAAGUGAACUGGAGUACCCUUGUUUGGUUUAAACUUCAUAUACCUAGGUAUUACUUUAUUACUUGGGUGACUUUACAUGGCAGAUUAAAAACUAGAGAUAAGCUUCUUAAAUGGAAUGUUAUUGCUGCUUCUUCUUGUUUAUUCUGUGCUGCUACUGAAGAAAAUGACGGACAUCUGUUCCAUGCUUGUGCUUGUCUUGCUCCUACUGGUUAUGAUGUUAUGAUAAAUACUGAUGGUUCAAUGUCUGGAGAUGGUGAUGGUUUUGGAGCUAUUAUAAGAGAUUCUCUAGGAAACCAUUUGAUAGCAACUACUGGAGGAAGUCACUCUAUCUCUGUUGAGACUCAUGAACUGCAGGGUGUGGAACUGGGUUUAAAAAUUGGGCUUGAGAUUGAAGAAAAAUGUAUCCACCUCUGUACUGAUUCUUUAUCUACUUGCCUGCUUCUUAAAAGUAAUGAUCCUAAACCCCCUGGAAGACUGUCCAGAUUUGGAGAAGAAUUAUAUUGCUGCUGA